Messenger RNA from Durio zibethinus, 1926 nucleotides. Its product is annotated as 2-oxoacid dehydrogenases acyltransferase family protein. The record is from RefSeq and is a predicted model, not a curated record. Gene Ontology annotation, biological process: pyruvate decarboxylation to acetyl-CoA. NCBI's taxonomy places the organism in Eukaryota, Viridiplantae, Streptophyta, Magnoliopsida, Malvales, Malvaceae. Gene Ontology annotation, cellular component: chloroplast thylakoid; pyruvate dehydrogenase complex; chloroplast envelope. Gene Ontology annotation, molecular function: dihydrolipoyllysine-residue acetyltransferase activity.
AAAAACAAAAAACAAAAAACAUUGUUAGAUUGUAUGCCAUUCUCAGUAAAACAGGACAUCAAACACUAAGCUAAACCAAAAAACCAAACACAAAACAAGAGUCAUCAUCAGUUUCACAGCUUAGGUUGGUUGGUUCCUCCGCCCACGCCCCCUUCUUUCUUUCGAUGCUUUCGAGGAAACCCACUUUAUCCCCAUCACCAACAUAACUCAGCUAACAACAACUACCCCAACUCCUCCAAAUUCUUCUCAUUUCGUCCCAUUUCCUUCCUCAAAGCAAAAUACCCAUUUCUCUUCUUCAUCAAUGGCUCAUGUUCUCCAAACUUCUUUCCUUCCCUCCUCUACCUCCCUUGGCCUGAAUCCCAUUUCGGGUUCUAAAGGGAAGUCUCAAGCGUUUCAAGUUAAGGCCAAGAUCCGAGAGAUUUUCAUGCCGGCAUUGAGCUCAACAAUGACGGAAGGAAAAAUCGUGUCUUGGAUGAAGUCUGAAGGAGACAAGUUAUCGAAAGGAGAGAGUGUGGUUGUUGUGGAAUCUGACAAGGCUGACAUGGAUGUCGAAAGUUUCCAUGAGGGGUUCCUCGCCGCCAUCAUGGUGGAGGAAGGCGGCGUUGCUGCCGUUGGCUCUGCCAUCGCCCUCCUGGCAGAGACCGAAGACGAGAUCGCUGAAGCCAAAGCCAAAUCACAAUCCUCUUCUGCUAGCAGUGCUCAGGUAGUAGAAGAAAAACCAAAGCCAAAGGAAGAGGUGGCGCAGGCUGCUUCGGUGGCUGCUUCUGUUGCUUCUACAGUUUCCAGCACAAAGACGGUAGCUGUGGGGUCAGCGGUGCAUCCGGCUUCGGAGGGAGGGAGAAGGAUAGUGGCGUCGCCAUAUGCCAAGAAACUGGCAAAGGAGUUGAAGGUGGAUUUGGGAACAGUGGUGGGAACUGGACCCAUGGGGAGGAUUGUGGCUAAGGACGUUGAGGCAGCGGCGGCAGCAGGUGUGGUGGCUGCUUCUGGGCAUGCAUCGCAGCAGCAUGCUUCUCCGGCAAAGGCAGCUCCAGUGGCUCCUGGUAUUGAAUUGGGGACAGUGGUUCCUUUUACUACAAUGCAGGGUGCUGUGAGUCGGAAUAUGGUUGAGAGUUUAUCUGUGCCUACUUUUAGAGUUGGCUACACCAUCACCACAAAUGCCCUUGAUGGCUUGUACAAGAAGAUCAAGUCCAAAGGCGUAACAAUGACAGCAUUGCUUGCAAAGGCAACGGCACUUGCAUUGAUUCAACAUCCUGUAGUUAAUUCCUCCUGUAGGGAUGGCAACAGCUUUACAUAUAACAGUAGUGUCAAUAUUGCUGUUGCUGUAGCUAUAGAUGGUGGGUUGAUUACACCAGUUCUGCAGGAUGCUGAUAAGGUUGACAUUUAUACAUUGUCAAGAAAGUGGAAAGAAUUGGUUGAUAAGGCACGAGCCAAGCAGCUACAACCUCAUGAAUAUAAUACAGGUACUUUCACUCUGUCUAACCUUGGGAUGUUUGGAGUGGACCGGUUUGAUGCCAUUCUGCCACCUGGAACUGGAGCUAUUAUGGCUGUGGGAGCUUCUCAGCUUACUGUUGUGGCCAGCAAGGAUGGCCAUAUUGGCAUGAAGAACCAGAUGCAGGUAAAUGUUACAGCAGAUCACCGAAUCAUCUAUGGUGCCGAUCUAGCUGCAUUCUUGCAAACCCUGGCUAAGAUUAUUGAGGACCCCAAAGAUCUCACCUUCUAGUCUACUGUCUCUUUCACACAAUGAUGUCCUCAUGGCCAUAUUCUUGUCAGACAAUUGUCUCGUAGCAUGCUCUCAAGGUUCAUGUUUUUCAAAUCGCUUAUUUUUUAUCUUGGAAUAUACUUUAGAUACAAAAUGUAGGGGUCUAUAAUAAUAUGUUUUGAGUUUUCAGUGGACAACAACACUGAGAAUUUCCCAGAUCAAUGGUU